AUGAUCACAGGAUCAUUACUGAAGGGAAGAACAUACAGGAGUAGGGAAAGCAAAGGCCCGAGUGGGCUGCAUCCGCAGCAUGCGAGUGGGAUACAUGGCGAGAUCUGUGGUUCAACCCUGGAGGAGCAAAAGAAGAGUGGGAUAGAGGACGAGGUUGGAACACCAGCUUUCCGAGAACGUGACUGGCUCGGGUGUAAAAGCGAGACGCUCAGUGGCUCUCGCUUGACCGCCCGCGGUCAUAUCCGGCACUUCACAGCUUCAAUCACCCAACGUCGUUCCUCCCGGCUCACUUUCUCCCCUCCUCUCUUUCCACUCCACUCCAAUUCUUCCUCUGUGUUGUUUCUGUUGAAGCUACACAUCGCAAAUAUGGGUGCUAUUCCGGAAGCCGACCCCGAUGAGGUCCUCGAGACCAAGCCCUUCAAGUUCGUGACUGGCUACGAUGCCCGUUUCCCCCAGCAGAACCAGACCAAGCACUGCUGGCAGAACUAUGUCGACUACUACAAGUGUACUACUGCUAAGGGCGAGGACUUCCGCCCCUGCAAGCAGUUCUACCACGCCUUCCGCUCUCUUUGCCCCAAGGCCUGGACCGAUCGUUGGGACGGUCAGCGCGAGGCUGGCAACUUCCCUGUCCACCUUGACAAGUAG
Molecule: messenger RNA, 645 nt
Organism: Penicillium egyptiacum
Lineage: Eukaryota; Fungi; Ascomycota; Eurotiomycetes; Eurotiales; Aspergillaceae
Source: the annotation of a GenBank genome assembly